Messenger RNA from Formica exsecta, 3127 nucleotides. It is a transcript of the gene Raf, whose product is annotated as raf homolog serine/threonine-protein kinase Raf. The coding region runs from base 1280 to 3127 and encodes 615 amino acids. Lineage: Eukaryota; Metazoa; Arthropoda; Insecta; Hymenoptera; Formicidae. Gene Ontology annotation, biological process: protein phosphorylation; signal transduction. The transcript has a single exon. Gene Ontology annotation, molecular function: protein kinase activity; ATP binding. The record is from RefSeq and is a predicted model, not a curated record.
UAAGUGGUCGUGUUUAUGGAAAAAUUGAACUUGAAUUAUCGGCGUUCGCGAUACGAUGGCCAUGUACGGGUCGUUGGAUACGGGUCGACCUGGACGAUGACAAUGGACGUCGCGUCUCGUAAAUCAAGUGCCCGGCCGGCACACUCGAGGGGUCGAAAAGGGCGGGAGUUGAAUUUAAACGCACCGUUCGAGCCGGUUCGCAAUUAAAAUUCGCACCGAUGAUGAGUUUCCUUCGCGGAAAAACACUUGACGCGUAAAUCUCGCGUCGAAAAUUGAUCGUCGCUUGCGGAAGCUAUGCAUCUUUAACGCGCUUCGGUAGGAUUCUAUCAAAAGUGUCUUAUAUAUAGGGAGGCGUACUACAUGAAAACGGAGCUUAAUAUCGGCCGAUCGCGAUCGCCGGUUGACAUUCGCGGAACGUGCGACGCAAAAUUGACUCCGGGGACGAUUAUCUCGCGCUAUCUCGAUUCGAACAGUUUCGAACGACUGUGGCGGAAGAGGAGGAGGAGGAGGAGAAGCGACCGGCACGCGCGCGACAUGAUCAGGGAGGCGAGGGGGUGGCGUCGUAUCCGUAGACGACGCUGGCAGCACCGGCAGCGCGCCGCGGUCCGCGGCUGCUCAUAGCAUAGCCCCGCGCCUCCUCGCACUUCUCGCUCGUGCCAGUUUUGCGUCGAGACGGCUCGAGGCCGUGUGGUAUACGACGGUUCGUAAAGUUGGAUCGGGUGCGCGACGUCAGGGACGGGGUGAUCAAGCCCGUCGUGGCGAGAGAAAAGGGGAGGAUCGCGGAGAAGAGGUUGUGACACGUCGGUGACAAGUGCGCGCGGGCCAGGAACGGGGACGUCGCGGCAUGCCGUGUACUCGCGGCGCGUCAUCGCGGCGAUUUGAUUCGAUAGGCGCGAGCAACGUUAAGAAACGCGGCAGAGGAGAGUGGCGACGUGCGACGACGACAACAACGAGAACGACGACGACGACGACGACGACGACGAGGACGAGGAGGACGCUGCGUGCUUGGUCGCGCGGCGAGACAAAGGCGGCGUGGUGAGAAGCGAGACAAAGAGCAGGUGCGAGAGAGAAAGAGAGAGAGUGAGAGAAAGAAAGAGAGGGCGAUCGAGUGGCGUUGGCGGCGAGAGAUCGUCGUAGCGCGCUCUUUCUCUCUCUCUCUCUCGCGUGCGAGCGCACCGCUCUCCGCUUCUCAGUUACGGGUAGCGCGUCGAUACGAGCUACCGCGGUGUUUCGAAGCGCGGCAGCGGCGGCCCAGGAUGCUGCCCGACGUAGCAAGAAGAUGGCCGUGAUCGGCGAAUGCAGGUAUCACGCGGCGGUCCGUGCGAACCCGUACACGGAGUUGUUAUCGUGUCAUAGGUCCGAGGGUCAGGCCGAGACAGCGGUAACGUCGCCGUUACCGUCACCCUCGUCCUCGUCGUCCUCGUCGUCGUCGUCGUCCUCGGCGUUGGCGCGCCGUCGACGGCAUAGGAAAAAAGGUAUAGCGGGUCACUCGCCGCCGCCGCAAUUUACGAUGACGUCCUCGCGCGGAAGCGGCCUGGAAUCCGGCGAGUUUAGCGAUCCCGACGACGAUUACCUGGACACGGAUCCGCUCUGGUACGAGCUGCGCAACAUAAAGAGCAUCAUUAAUGUCACGCGGCAGAAUAUCGACACUCUGAACAAUCGCUUCGCCGGCUUGAAACAUCCGCCUUCGAUUUAUCUGAAUGAGUAUCAGGAACUAACGAGUAAGUUGCACAAGCUCGAAUCCGAGGAGCAGAAGCUUAACGAGCUGUUGAAUGCCAGGAGAAUUUCUAGUAGUGUCUCCAUAUCGGAAAGUGACAACAGUACAGCUAGAGGCCCUAGAACACCGGUAAAGUCCUUUAAUACACUGAGGGCGUAUCUACCUAAUCAGCAACGUACCAGCGUGCAAGUGAGAGAGGGACUCUCCUUGAGAGAUGCACUGGCCAAAGCGAUGAAGCUUCGAAAUCUCACUACUGAGAUGUGCGCAGUCUACGUUAUGGGGAUGGAUAGCUCCAAGUACUUGAUACGUUGGGACGUGGACAUUUCAUCGUUGGAAUGUGACGAAAUACUGGUGGAGAUUUUGGAUAAGUUUCCUAUAACCACUUCCAUUUCGCACAAUUUUGUGCGUAAGACAUUUUUCUCGCUAGCCUUUUGCGAAUGCUGCAGAAAGCUGCUCUUUCAAGGAUUUUAUUGCAGAACAUGUAAUUACAGAUUUCAUCAGAGAUGCGCGGGUGGUGUGCCUGCUCUAUGUCAUCAGGUACGCAUGCAGGAUGCUUACUAUCAAGCAUUACUCGCGCAUAAUCCAGAGACUACCGCUGGAAUCUUGCAACUUCCCUCUGGUUACGGAUUGGGUAGUAGUAUGUCUCCCUCUCUGGCUCCAUCGAGAAAUCAGAGGCAUCCACGUUCCUUGGGCCAGCAAGAUCGAUCUAGCUCAGCACCUAAUGUCUGCUUUAAUAUGGUUAAGCCAGGUGGUGAACCUAUCAACCUAGAUGAGUAUAGUAGAUCCCAGAGUUUAGGUAGACCUGUCAGUACUAUUCAAAGUCCUGUGUCACCUGGCAGUAGUCCAACGAAGCAUAGUCAGUCCACACAGGCUAGUCCGACAAAUACUUUAAGGCCGAAACGACCAAGAGCAAAAUCAGCCGACGAAUCUUCAAAGAAUCUCUUAGCGCCAAGGGAGUCUAUUGAGGAUUGGGAAAUUCCAGCGGAUGAGAUUCUAGUAGGGCCACGUAUCGGAUCAGGAUCAUUUGGAACUGUAUACAAGGCUCAUUGGCACGGACCUGUUGCAGUGAAAACACUCAAUGUUAAAAUUCCCACAUCUGCACAGUUACAAGCAUUCAAAAAUGAAGUGGCCGUUUUACGUAAAACUCGACACGUGAAUAUUUUGCUGUUUAUGGGUUGUGUCAGCAAACCACAGCUUGCGAUUGUGACACAAUGGUGCGAAGGCUCGUCUCUGUAUAAACACUUGCACGUAUUUGAGUCCAAGUUUGAAUUGCUGACAUUGAUAGAGAUUGGAAGACAAACUGCGCAAGGCAUGGACUAUUUGCACGCAAAGAAUAUCAUUCAUCGAGACUUGAAGAGUAACAAUAUAUUCCUACACGUAUUGCAAAUGUUUGCUCGAUGUGGAAUGUGA